CUGUCACGAAAAUGUACUUUAUAAAGGUGUUGGAUAGUGUUCGCUACCAGUCCCCAUUGAGCCAGUGAUAGAGCCUUUAGUCCGGAAGACGUUCAAAUCCCACUCGAAAAAACUAAACUUUAUUCCUGUACCUGCUAUGAUGGAAUAAUAUUAACUUAGAUUUUAGUAUUUUACAUUACUGAGAAUAGUUUUUGACAGGAGAAAUGGCCUUCCAUACGCAAAAUGCGUGCUGAGAAUCCUGCUAAAAAUUCUCUCUUCAACUUUUUUUUUCCAUGACAAGAUAUUACUCUUAUCAUGUAAGCAGCAGCUCUGAUUAAUAUUAAUACAAUCAAAUACUCAGCAGAUGUCAGACUGUAAUUAUAAAUUCGUUCGUGAGCCUUGUCUAUGUUUACUUGACGAAAUACAACGUUCAAGGCGAGACCUAUUUACAUGGCUUCUUUAAAAGAUGUUGUGUUUAAACUACGAGACAUUGAACCCGCAAUGGAAGUCGCGUGGAAUGAGGCUUUUCAUUUCAUACGAACUGAUUGUAACAUCGAGAUUUCUUGUGGAGAUGUUUUCAAUGAUGCACCUGCAGCUGACGCAAUAGUCUCGCCAACGAAUAGUUUUGGUUUUAUGGAUGGCGGAAUAGAUUUGAGGUAUUCGGAGCAUUUUGGUUGGCAAUUACAGGAACGUCUACAGAAUUAUCUGAGGAAAGAAUAUUUUGGAGAGCUUCCAGUGGGCGAAGCAGUCAUCAUUGAGACGUUUGAGGAUGAUGUACCUGAGAUUGAGCGAGACUGGAUGAAGAAUCGCGAGACGAAUGAAGGAAAACCGAUACAUUUUCUCAUCAGCGCACCAACCAACAGAGUUCCUAGCGACAUACACGAUACAGUGAAUGCAUAUUUGGCCUUUAGAGCUGUCUUACUUGCAGUUCAUCGUCACAAUAAGAACAUAAACAAGCGAAAAAUCAAAAGUGUGCUCUGUCCUGGUCUAGGAACCUCGGGCGGUCAAAUGUCUUUUGAAAGAUGUGCAAGACAGAUGAAGAUAGCGUACGAAGUGUGUGUUCUCAAGGACUGUAAGGCAAUUUUAAACCCUGAAUCAUUACUGGAGGUUCACAAGCAUCACUUGUACAUGGGAGGAAUAGAUAGAUUUGCUGCAAACUGUAGCGGCGGCGCUUCGGCAAAAUAACGGUUGAAAGAAGUUGUGGUAAAGGUGCAGGCACAUUAAUUUAUGAAAUAGAAUUACGAUUUCCUGAAAUAUAACCUUUAGCAAUAAUCUCUUGAGUUAUAUUUCUAGAAAAACUACGAGCCAGCAUUGGCG
Messenger RNA from Dendronephthya gigantea, 1296 nucleotides. RefSeq lists its product as uncharacterized. The transcript has 4 exons. The coding region runs from base 430 to 1164 and encodes 244 amino acids. The record is from RefSeq and is a predicted model, not a curated record. Lineage: Eukaryota; Metazoa; Cnidaria; Anthozoa; Malacalcyonacea; Nephtheidae.